AAAAUAAAAAAAAAAAUAAAGAAAAAUAUUUUGUGCCAGUUUUUCUUUGAUAAUAAAAAAAAACAUCAGGGGAUAACCAUUACCAUUUACCACCAAAUGAAAGCCCAAUUUGUCCUGAAAAAACAAGGUAUAAUUCACCUGGAUGUACAAAGUAGUUGUGAUGAUAUGUACGAUUUUACUAACACAUGUCAACGUUGUAAAAUUUUAUUUAGUCUUUAAGAUUUGUUUUACCUUUAGGCGUGAAUGGGUUAAGCUCUG
This is a messenger RNA of Staurois parvus, 258 nucleotides long. Lineage: Eukaryota; Metazoa; Chordata; Amphibia; Anura; Ranidae. The record is from the annotation of a GenBank genome assembly.